Durusdinium trenchii is the source of this 1221-nucleotide messenger RNA. NCBI's taxonomy places the organism in Eukaryota, Dinophyceae, Suessiales, Symbiodiniaceae. The record is from the annotation of a GenBank genome assembly.
AUGGACCACCGCGCGCGCGAUUGCGAUUGCGCUGCGUGUGUGGCCCUCGGAAGGGUUGCGGCCGUUGUGGUUGACGAGGACACUAGCGACUCUCUCCGGUCCUACGUCGCGAAGACCCUGGAGAGAGCUUACACAAAGAUCCUCGAGAAAGGCUUGGAGCUUCUACGCCAGGAGCGCCGAGCUACAGAGGGUGAGACUUCGGGAGCUGGCUGCCACCCAGCUCCUGGGGACGAGGCGGAAGAGCACAAGGAGGAGGUCAAGGACACAAAGGAAGAGCCUGAGCAGGUUGCCACCAAGAAGCGAAGGCGAAAGAAGAAGAAGCCACAACCAGAGGAGGAAGCCAUCCUAGAGGAGGAAGACAACCCAGUCCCUGAAGGAGAACUUGCAAAGCCCGUUGAGACCCCAGGCAUCGAGACUGCCAACGAGACACCGGCACCCUCGGCUUCAGAGGAGGUGGACAAGAGGCCCGUGGAUCGAGAUCAUCGUUCACCUCUACCACGGAAGCCAGUGAAGCCAAGCUCAAAGCCCAGCGAACCUGCCAAGGAGAGAAAGGCCAAGGACGAGAGAGGGGUUGAGGAAGCCGAGAACCCCCGCUUUGUGUUGAAACCAAAGGCCAGGCCCUUGAGGAGGACGUCCCGCAGCCAGUUGUGGAUUGGACCUAUCCGUGCCUACAAGAACAGACCAGCGGCCAAGAAGAAGAACAAGGGCAUCAAGAAAGAGUUGAAGAACGAGCGCUACUGGGAGAGGAGAAGGCAGAGACUCUGGGAGGAGCGAACCCGGGGCUACAGGCCAGUGGCCGCUGUCAGACGAGGUGUUUUGAGGAGGCCAGCAGGAGCACCUGUAGCGAUUGAGGCGGAAUGGCACAAGGCGGGAGAGGUCAGCGCAGACUGUCUCCUGGAUUGGACGUGGCUGCAAAUGAAGGGCACUUAUUGGGAGGAAGAGGUCGAGCUUAUUGGCAAAGUAUUGGAGGUGAAGCGCAAGGACACAGGGCGAGAGGUAGUGAUCAAGGCUUCGGGCACACCUACAGAGUCUCUCCUGAAGACCUUGACCGGCAUCCCCUCGAGGCAGGUCAGAGUGCAUCUUUGCGCCGACCCCUGCUUGGCCCUGGUUUGGGAGGAGAACUACAUACACUGCAGUCAACUCCGAAAGGCUCGUCGGGAGGAGAUUGGCUGGAGUCAGAAUUUGGAGGCUGCAGUGGAGAAGACGAAGAGGACGAGUUGA